Molecule: messenger RNA, 288 nt
Organism: Sphaeroforma arctica JP610
Lineage: Eukaryota; Ichthyosporea; Ichthyophonida
Exons: 1
Source: RefSeq, a predicted model, not a curated record
GCCUUAGAUAUCAUCGCAGGCAGACGUAAGAGCGGGAUAGUCGGGGGUGAAGUAUGGGCCAUGGGGGUCAAAGUAAAGGGCCAAACCCUCAGGCAGAAUGUGGGCUUCGUCGACCAAGAGUACACACCUAUGGCUACGCUGACGGUCAGUGAGUGUCUGAUGUACUCCAGCUUGCUGCGUUUGCCUAACAACACGAGCAUGAGGGUUCGAAAGGAUCGAGUGGAGGCGGUUAUGAGGGACGUGCGAAUCACACACGUUGCUGAUAAUAAGAUAGGUGUGCGUACUUAG